Messenger RNA from Sebastes umbrosus (honeycomb rockfish), 2211 nucleotides. It is a transcript of the gene tapbp.1, whose product is annotated as TAP binding protein (tapasin), tandem duplicate 1. The coding region runs from base 124 to 1449 and encodes 441 amino acids. The record is from RefSeq and is a predicted model, not a curated record. Gene Ontology annotation, biological process: antigen processing and presentation of endogenous peptide antigen via MHC class I. Gene Ontology annotation, cellular component: membrane. The transcript is spliced from 8 exons. Lineage: Eukaryota; Metazoa; Chordata; Actinopteri; Perciformes; Sebastidae.
GUACGCAAAAGUGAAAGUAAAAUGAAGCUGUUGUUGAAGGGGAAAAGCAACGAUCGCACCUCCAUUUGGUUGGUUACACAGCAGCAGCAGCAGAGAGGCUGAGAGCGAAGAGGAGACGCAACAAUGACGAACUUCUCUACAAUCUACAAACUGUCCCUGGUUGCAGCGAUCUGCUUCAUCGAAGCCUGCACCAGCAGAUGUCCAGUGUUGGAGUGCUGGUUUGUGCAGGAGAAAGUGGGUCGAGGAGGUUUAACUGGAUCUACAAACCAGGAUAAAUCCCUGUUUUACAUCAGAACCGACGCACACAGCCACACUGCAGAGACCCAGCAGGCUCCAUCCGACAUCAAGCCCGACAGAAUCUUCCAUAUUACCGACCCAGCCGCCACUCUCUGCCACCACUCUCUGAACCCUCCGAGAGGCUCUGUCCAGAAGCCCCAGUGUGAGAUCAACCCCUUCCUGCCGCAGCCCUCCAGCCUCAAAUGGGUUUCUCCGCUCACAGACUCCGCCCUGAGCCCCAUACACCUGCAAGCUGAUUGGUUUUCAACUUCCAUUCAGGGCCUCAACGAUCAGCUGGCCCUUUCCACCGUCACGCGUGCUCCCACAGCAGCCAAAGAGCACAAUGUGAUCCUGAGCGUGACCACUAAAACCGUCUCAGUGCAGUCCAGACUCGGGGAACCAGUGCUCCUGGAUUGCGGCUUCUGGGCCGAUCCCUCCUCGCCUCUAUCCGGGUUGGGUUUUGCCGUAGAGUGGCGCUACCAGUUCAGAGGCGACGGACGAGUGGUUCUGGCCUACGACGGCAAAACGGACCGUUUGUCUGAUAUACGAGAGGAAGGGGCCACGCUGGACUUCAAGGGUUUGCACGAGAAAGGCAACGCGUCCCUGAUCCUGCAGGAGGCUAAAGUGCGUCACUCCGGGAUGUACAUUUGUACGGUGUAUCUGCCGUACCUUGUUGCUCAGGUGGCGAUGGAGCUUGAGAUUGUAGAACCUCCAUCCCUCUCCAUCCACCCGUCCCCUCUGCCCCUCACCGUUCCCGGCAAGACUCUGACCGUCCAGUGUGAGGCGUCCGGCUUUGCCCCCCUCUCCCUGGAACUGAGCUGGGAGUAUAAAGGCGCCGAUGGGAAGUCCAGGGCUCUGGGAUCAGACAGUGUAACGGGCCACAGGCAGGCUUGGGAUGGAACCUACAGCCAGAGCAGCCGGCUGGAGCUUGACACAACUAAGCUGGACCUGGGCAGCGGAGGGGAGGUCACGUGUGUGGCAGUCCAUCCUGGGGGCACACGGCGGGCCAGCGUGACCCUCAACGUCAUUGGGUUCAGUACUCCCUCCAUUGAGGACUCAAUGGCAAUGGUCGGUGUCGCGCUAGUGCUCUACGGUCUCAUCAAGUUUGUCUCUUGGACCGUCACCAGCUCAGGCUCAGAUGAGGCUGGUCAACAAGACAAGAAAGACAAAUAAAGAAGAAUGAAGUCAACUGCUGUGGGAGUGUGAUACUGAACCAACAGACCUGUCUGACCUGUUUUGAUAUCUUGGUUGUUGUUUCAGGAGUGAUUAUCCUCCUGUUCAAACAGACAGUUCUGUCUUUUAUUUUAAAGAUAGCACAAUGGUGAAUCUCUUUAAACUUUUAGACAUUUUAGAGAUGGUUUCUUUUUCCCGCAGAUCAUGUUCUGCUGGGGUAUCAGUGAGGGUUUUCUGAAAAGGGCUUCUGCUCAGUCUAAACAUGUUUGUUGUGAUAUUUCUUUCACUUUAAAGCGGCAUAGCUUCUAUGAAUAGCAUUGGCUUCCCACCGUAUCUUGUCAUGAACACUGGAAAAGGGCCAGAAAUUUAGGGGAAUUUUGAAAUGGUAAUGUUUUGAAAUAUCAGCUUCAAUUUGGAGAUGUCACUUCUUCCAUAUGAUGCUCCUCUAUGUUUAUAAGCCAAAAAACUAUCUUGUGUGUGUGUGUGUUUAAAAAACUAAUUCCUGUUUUUUUUAAAUACAUAAAAUAUAAUGUAUGUAUUUUCUACCAUUUUUGUUACGUGUGCUUGUGCGUCAUGAUAUUACUUUUGUUAUGUUAUUAUUGGUAAGAAUGAUGCUCUAGCAGCCUAGGCUAAUGCACUAUUAAACUUAUAUAGAAAUGUGAAGGAAAAGGUACAAACAGAGCGCGUAGUUCUACCGCAGGGGAAUUCUUAAUUUGUGUCAGAAUUUAAAAUUCAUAAAUAAAGUCUUCAUUUCUUAAAACA